This is a messenger RNA of Symphalangus syndactylus (siamang), 1393 nucleotides long. RefSeq names its product carboxypeptidase A2 (gene CPA2). Gene Ontology annotation, molecular function: zinc ion binding; metallocarboxypeptidase activity. The record is from RefSeq and is a predicted model, not a curated record. NCBI's taxonomy places the organism in Eukaryota, Metazoa, Chordata, Mammalia, Primates, Hylobatidae. Gene Ontology annotation, biological process: proteolysis.
AGGGCCAGCAGAUCACCCUCAGCUGCCAUCCCUAUAAAUAAAGUUCAGGAAGGACUCUGAAUUCUGGACUCCAGGAAAAUCCAUGGCCAUGAGGUUGAUCCUGUUUUUUGGUGCCCUUUUUGGGCAUAUCUACUGUCUAGAAACAUUUGUGGGAAACCAAGUUCUUGAGAUUGUACCAAGCAAUGAAGAACAAAUUAAAAAUCUGCUACAAUUGGAGGCUCAAGAACAUCUCCAGCUUGAUUUUUGGAAAUCACCCACCACCCCAGGGGAGACAGCCCACGUCCGAGUUCCCUUCGUCAGCGUCCAGGCAGUCAAAGUGUUCUUGGAGUCCCAGGGAAUUGCCUAUUCCAUCAUGAUUGAAGAUGUGCAGGUCCUGUUGGACAAAGAGAAUGAAGAAAUGCUUUUUAAUAGGAGAAGAGAACGGAGUGGUAACUUCAAUUUUGGGGCCUACCAUACCCUGGAAGAGAUUUCCCAAGAAAUGGAUAACCUCGUGGCUGAGCACCCUGGUCUAGUGAGCAAAGUGAAUAUUGGCUCUUCUUUUGAGAACCGGCCUAUGAACGUGCUCAAGUUCAGCACCGGAGGAGAUAAGCCAGCUAUCUGGCUGGAUGCUGGGAUCCAUGCUCGAGAGUGGGUUACACAAGCUACGGCACUUUGGACAGCAAAUAAGAUUGCUUCUGAUUAUGGAAAGGACCCAUCCAUCACUUCCAUUCUGGACACCCUGGAUAUCUUCCUCCUGCCAGUCACAAACCCUGAUGGAUACGUGUUCUCUCAAACCAAAAAUCGUAUGUGGCGGAAGACCCGGUCCAAGGUAUCUGGAAGCCUCUGUGUUGGUGUGGAUCCUAACCGGAACUGGGAUGCAGGUUUUGGAGGACCUGGAGCCAGCAGCAACCCUUGUUCUGAUUCAUACCAUGGACCCAGUGCCAACUCUGAAGUUGAAGUGAAAUCCAUAGUGGACUUCAUCAAGAGUCAUGGAAAAGUCAAGGCCUUCAUUACCCUCCACAGCUAUUCCCAGCUGCUGAUGUUCCCCUAUGGGUACAAAUGUACCAAGUUAGAUGACUUUGAUGAGCUGAGUGAAGUGGCCCAAAAGGCUGCCCAAUCACUGACAAGCCUGCAUGGCACCAAGUACAAAGUGGGACCAAUCUGCUCUGUCAUCUACCAAGCCAGUGGAGGAAGCAUUGACUGGUCCUAUGAUUAUGGCAUCAAGUACUCAUUUGCCUUUGAACUGAGAGACACAGGGCGCUACGGUUUCCUCUUGCCAGCCCGCCAGAUCCUGCCCACAGCCGAGGAGACCUGGCUUGGCUUGAAAGCAAUCAUGGAGCAUGUGCGAGACCACCUCUAUUAGGGCCCUGGGGAAGAAACAAGAGCCAUUAAAAUCUCUUUGGUUUGAAGCAAA